AGCUCUGUUUAUUCUCUCUCUCUUAGUCUGUGUGUCUGUCCUCGUCCGUCCAGCUCUGCAGCAGGAGGAGGCCGCGGCCUUCAGAGGAGGAGGUUCCAGAGGAGGAGGAGGAGGCGUGGAGCAGAGUGGUGGCAGCAGCAGAGUUGGUGUCAGUCAGCAGUGGCAGGAGGCCAACCAGGAGCAGAAGGAGAAGCAGCCACUCCUGCACCUGCAGCAGGAGGAGAAGAAGGAGGACCAUCAGCCCUGUCCUAGCACCUCCACCACUGCUCCCCGAGACCUCCUCACAUACCGUGAAGACACCAGGGAGCCCGGGGAAGAGGAUCUGCGACAGGGACAUCGAUCUCAUCACGACCAGGGAGACGAGCCAGAGGAGGACACACACACACACACACACACACACACACACACAUGGAUUUUAAGUCCAACCUCAAGGGGGUCAAACCCAAGAUGCAGGAGGAGCGCAAGGUGAACUCCUCACAGCAGGUGGACUUCCGCUCCGUGCUGGGGAAGAAGAGCGCCACCAACAGCAACGGCAGCAAACUGUCAGACAUGCCCGAGAAAAGAUCUGUGCACGCCAACAAGAGGACGACCGGAGACGAGGACAAGGUCAAUAACUGUGUGGACGGACGCAUUCAUGGCAAGAGUAAUGGAGGAGCAGCAGCAGCAGCAGGAGGAGGAGGAGGAGCAGCAGCAGCAUCAGCGGCAGGAGGAGGAGCAGUGAGGGUGCUGGAGUUUGUGGAGGAGCUCAGUGAUGUGACGGUGGUGGACGGACAGCGUCUCCUGCUCCAGUGUCUCCUCAGCACAGAACCCUGUGACCUCGCUGUGACCUGGACUCUGGACGGAAAGACCAUCAAAGCCUCCAAGUUCAUCAUCCUCUCCAACAAAGGCGGCCUGUGCUCUCUGACCAUAGACAAAGCUCUUCCAGAGGACGAGGGUCAGUACAGGUGUUUGGCUGAAAGUGCGUCAGGACGAGCUGAGAGUUGCUGCACGGUUCUCGUCGACGACCCGGCUGAAAACUCUCCCUCAGUAAAGAAGUCGACUGCGACCUUAGAGAGUGAAGCAAGGAUCAAGAAACCAACAACCAAGACUCCUCCAAAACAAGCUCUUCCUCCUCAGAUCCUUCAGUUUCCUGAGGACAUGAAGAUUUUGGCCGGAGAGAAAGUCGAGAUUAUCUGCAGGUUUACUGGAGCUCCGCCCAUUAACUGCACCUGGCUCAAGUUCAGGAAACCAAUCCAGGAGGGUGUGGCCGACAUGUCCAUCAUCAGUGAUGACAUCACCAGCAGACUGACCAUCAGCAGUGGUCAGCAGGAACACUGUGGCUGUUACACCAUCGAGCUCAGGAACAGUUACGGCGUUCGACAGGCGGCGCUGAACCUCACCAUCGUUGAUAAACCCGACCCUCCGGCUAAAGUCCCGGCCGCCUCAGACGUCCGUGGCUGCGGUUUGACGCUGUCGUGGUAUGGACCGACGUACGACGGCGGCAGCGCCGUGCAGUCGUACCUGCUGGAGGCGUGGGACUCUGUGGAGCAGCAGUGGCGCCACCUGGUGUCCUGUAACAGCACAUCCUACAACGUCCAGAACCUUCUCCCCGAGCGUCAGUACAAGUUCCGCGUCCGAGCGCAGAACGUUUACGGCGUGGGAGAACCGAGCGCCGAGUCCGAGCCCGUGACCGUGGGACUGGUGGACGAUGACGAAAACCACGAGGAAGAAGUCGAGGACGAAGACGAAGAUAAAGAGCCUGAAUACAGAGACGUGACGAUUCGCACCGAGGUGAAGGUGAAGGAGCUGUAUGACGUGGAGGAGCGGCUGGGAACGGGAAAGUUUGGACAAGUUUUCAAACUGGUGGAAAAAUCCACGAGAAAAGUUUGGGCGGGAAAAUUCAUCAAAGCUUUUUCAGCCAAAGACAAACAAAAUGUCCGACAGGAAGUGGACAUCAUGAACCGUCUCCACCACCCCAAACUGGUUCAGUGUGUGGACGCCUUUGAGGGGAAGUCUGACAUGGUCAUGGUCCUGGAGAUGAUCUCUGGCGGUGAGUUGUUUGAGCGGAUCAUCGAUGAGGACUUUGAGUUGACCGAGCGUGAGGUCAUCAAGUACAUGCUUCAGAUCAUCGACGGCGUCAGUUUCAUCCACAAAGUGGGCGUCGUCCACCUGGACCUGAAACCCGAGAACAUCAUGUGUGUCAACAAGACGGGGUCAAAGAUCAAACUCAUCGACUUUGGACUCGCACGACGACUCGAAAACGCAGGAACACUGAAGGUUUUGUUCGGGACUCCAGAGUUCGUCGCUCCUGAAGUUAUAAACUACGAAGCCAUCAGUUACCCGACCGACAUGUGGAGCAUCGGAGUCAUCUGCUACAUCCUACUCAGCGGUUUAUCUCCGUUCAUGGGUGACAACGAUAACGAGACUCUGUCUAACGUGACAUCGGCGUCGUGGGAUUUUGAGGAUGACGCGUUUGACGAAAUCUCUGAAAACGGAAAAGAUUUCAUCACCAAACUCCUGAAGAAAGACAUGAAGUGCCGUCUGUCAUGUGCUCAGUGCCUCGAGCACCCGUGGUUAAAACAGGACACGAACACCAUGAAGACAAAGAAGCUCUCUAAAGAGAGGAUGAAGAAGUACAUCCUGAGGAGGAAGUGGCAGAAAACGGGUCACGCCGUGCUCGCUAUUGGGCGACUGUCGUCGAUGGCGAUGAUGGCCGGCGUCAGCGCUAAGAAGGGCUCGCCCACUGAAGAGGACAACCAGUUCCUGGAGUGUCUGGAGUACGAGCAGAAGGCGGAGUCAAAACCGACAUUCACCACAGUCAUCAAAGACGUGGAGGUGGUGGAAGGAAGUGCCGCCCGCUUCGACUGCAAGAUCGAAGGUUUCCCUGACCCCGAGGUCGUCUGGUACAAAGAUGAACAGCCGAUCAAAGAAACGCGACAUUUUCAGAUCGACUACGACGAAGAAGGAAACUGCAGUCUCAUCAUUUCAGAGGUGUCAGGUGACGAUGACGCCAAAUACACGGUGAAGGCAGUGAACAGUCUGGGGGUGGCGACCUGCACCGCUGAGCUGCUGGUGGAGGUGAUGGGUGGGGCAGAGGAGGAGGAGGAGGAGGAGGAGUAAAGCAGUGACUGUCUGGGCUCCCACAGGAAGAGGAGGCGGACUCUUUGACCCUCCUCUUCCUGUUAGACUUGAGCAGAAAAAACACCCACAAAUAUCAGGUUAUGAUUGAAGGAGGAGCAGGGGGCGUGGUUUCAAUACACUCAUGUUCUCUUUAAAUUCUUUGCAGCUUCUACCACCAGAGGUCACUUGACCUGCUAAACUCCACCCACCUGUAACUCCGCCCCCUCACACCAUGUGCUCUUACUGUGUUUGAUGUUUAUGACACAAGUCUUAUUUAUGUAAACACUUUGUAACGUUUGUAAAAGUUGAAACACAAACACACGCUUCACGUUGUUCCAUCGGUCGACACCAGAGGGCGGUCACGACAAAAACAACACAAAUAAACAGACCUUUCAAUUCAUAAAUCAAAGUAAA
This is a messenger RNA of Solea senegalensis (Senegalese sole), 3513 nucleotides long. Its product is annotated as myosin light chain kinase, smooth muscle-like. Lineage: Eukaryota; Metazoa; Chordata; Actinopteri; Pleuronectiformes; Soleidae. The record is from RefSeq and is a predicted model, not a curated record. Gene Ontology annotation, biological process: protein phosphorylation. The transcript has 19 exons. The coding region runs from base 409 to 3099 and encodes 896 amino acids. Gene Ontology annotation, molecular function: ATP binding; protein binding; protein kinase activity.